CCCUCAGAUUGUACACAGCUUAUUUGCUCCCCUCAGUUCUGCUCUCUGCCCCAUCAACACCCCGCAUCAUGUCCGAAGCAGUUGCGAAUCCGGCAGCAGACCAAACGGUCGAUGUCCCUAAUGACGGGACUGGUAUCGUCAAGCUCGAUCCAUAUCUCGCACCCUUCAAAGACGGCCUCCGCAGUCGCUACGCAAAGGCUCAGGAAUGGAUCCAAACCAUUGACAAGACCGAGGGAGGCUUGGAGAAAUUCUCUAGAGGUUACGAACGAUUCGGGUUCAAUGUACUGGAUAACGGCGAUGUUGUGUACCGCGAAUGGGCGCCCAAUGCUCUGAAAGCAUAUCUCAUUGGCGAUUUCAACAACUGGGAUAGGGAAUCCCAUUCAAUGAAGAAGAACGCAUUUGGUGUUUUCGAGGUGGUAGUGCCUGGCAAAGAUGGCAAACCGGCCAUACCCCACGACUCCAAGAUAAAGGUGUCGUUUGUCGUCCCAAAUGACAGCGCUCGUCAAGAACGCCUACCCGCUUGGAUAACCCGCGUGACCCAGGACCUGAGCGUGUCGCCAGUCUACGAUGCUCGCUUCUGGAACCCACCAAAGGAGCAGAGAUACGUCUUCAAAAACAAGCGGCCGCCUAAACCGCAGAGCGUCCGUAUCUAUGAGGCGCAUGUGGGUAUAUCCUCACCAGAGCCGCGGGUUGCUACCUACAAGGAGUUCACUCGCAAUGUUCUCCCUCGCAUCAAAUAUCUAGGAUAUAAUGUCAUUCAAUUGAUGGCCAUCAUGGAGCACGCGUACUAUGCGAGCUUUGGUUAUCAAAUCAAUAGCUUUUUUGCGGCAAGCAGUCGCUACGGACUCCCGGACGACCUGAAGGAGCUGAUCGAUACUGCUCACGGUAUGGGUAUCACCGUGUUGCUCGACGUGGUGCACAGCCAUGCUUCCAAGAACGUCCUGGAUGGGCUCAACCAAUUCGACGGGAGCGAUCAUCACUACUUCCAUGCAGGUCCAAAAGGCCAGCACGAGCUGUGGGACAGCAGAUUGUUCAAUUACGGGCAUCACGAGGUGUUGCGGUUCCUGCUGAGCAAUCUUCGCUUUUGGAUGGAGGAGUACCAGUUUGACGGCUUCAGAUUUGAUGGCGUGACUAGCAUGAUCUAUACGCAUCAUGGCAUCGGAACUGGAUUCUCUGGCGGCUAUCAUGAAUAUUUCGGGCCCGCCGUCGAUGAAGAAGGCCUUGUGUAUCUCAUUCUAGCCAACGAGAUGUUGCACACGCUGUAUCCCAACGUCAUAACGAUUGCAGAGGAUGUCUCUGGCAUGCCCGGACUUUGCGUUCCAUUUGCCCUAGGUGGCAUUGGCUUCGACUACAGGCUGGCGAUGGCCAUUCCGGACUUGUACAUUAAGUGGCUGAAGGAGAAGCAGGACAUUGAUUGGGAUAUGGGUAAUCUCGUCUUCACUCUGACAAAUAGGCGGCAUGGGGAGAAGACCAUUGCGUAUGCUGAGAGUCACGAUCAAGCUCUCGUUGGUGACAAGACGCUCCUGUUCUGGCUUUGCGAUAAAGAGAUGUACACCAACAUGUCAGUGCUCUCCGAGUUAACUCCGGUCAUCGACAGAGGCCUCGCUUUGCACAAGAUGAUUCGCCUCAUCACACAUGGCCUCGGCGGAGAAGGGUACCUGAACUUUGAAGGAAACGAGUUCGGACACCCGGAAUGGCUGGACUUUCCUAGGGAAGGGAACAAUAACAGCUUCCACUACGCGCGCCGACAAUUCAACCUUGUUGACGACCACCUUCUGCGGUACAGAUUCCUCAAUGAUUUCGACAGCAAGAUGCAAUGGACUGAAGAGAAGUAUGGCUGGCUCCACUCACCCCAGGCCUAUGUCAGCUUGAAGCACGAGGGUGACAAGGUCAUUGUAUUCGAACGAGCGGGCCUUCUGUGGAUCUUCAACUGGCACCCAUCCAACAGCUAUACAGACUACCGCGUCGGGGUGGAACAGGAGGGCACCUACCGGAUCGUCCUUAGUACGGACAACAAGAGCUUUGGUGGGCAUGGAAACAUUGACGAAAGCACGCGCUUCUUCACGACCCCCUUCGCAUGGAACGACAGGAAGAAUUUCCUGCAGGUGUACAUCCCGAGCCGGACCGCCAUUCUUUCAACAGCCGCCUCAAAGUUACCUCCUUAUAAUGCUAUGAGUGGAGCUCUUUCAGAUGGAGGCCAACUCGGCUUCCAACGGUCGCUCCGGGCGGCUUCGCAGGCUCGCUUUGCUCAGCGCAGCUUCGCGCCCAUCAAGAAGUCCUUCGCCCCGGCCUUCGCUGCGAGAUACGCAUCCACGGACUCCUCUCGCGAUGGCAGGAUUCACCAGGUCAUUGGUGCCGUCGUCGAUGUCAAGUUCGACUCGGAGCAGCUCCCGCCCAUUCUCAAUGCCUUGGAGACGAAGAACGGUGACCAGAAGCUCGUCUUGGAAGUUGCGCAACAUCUGGGCGAGAACGUCGUCCGCUGCAUUGCCAUGGACGGUACCGAGGGUCUCGUUCGCGGUUCCAUUGCCACUGACACUGGCGCCCCCAUCAUGAUUCCCGUCGGCCCCGGAACGCUCGGUCGUAUCAUGAACGUCACUGGCGACCCCAUUGACGAGCGUGGCCCCAUCAAGCACACCAAGAAGGCCCCCAUUCACGCCGACCCUCCGGAGUUCACUGACCAGUCGACCACCGCCGAGGUCCUCGUCACUGGUAUCAAGGUCGUCGAUCUGUUGGCCCCCUAUGCCCGUGGUGGAAAGAUCGGUCUGUUCGGAGGUGCUGGUGUCGGCAAGACUGUGUUCAUUCAGGAGCUGAUUAACAACAUCGCCAAAGCCCACGGUGGUUUCUCCGUUUUCACUGGUGUCGGUGAGCGCACUCGUGAGGGUAACGAUCUGUAUCACGAAAUGCAGGAGACCUCCGUCAUUCAGCUCGAGGGUGAAUCCAAGGUCGCUCUCGUCUUCGGUCAGAUGAACGAGCCCCCCGGAGCUCGUGCGCGUGUUGCUCUUACUGGUCUUACUAUCGCCGAAUAUUUUAGGGACGAAGAGGGCCAGGAUGUGCUGCUGUUCAUUGACAAUAUUUUCCGCUUCACUCAGGCCGGUUCCGAGGUGUCUGCCUUGCUUGGUCGCAUUCCCUCAGCCGUCGGUUACCAGCCUACUCUCGCAGUAGACAUGGGUGCUAUGCAGGAGCGUAUCACCACGACCCAGAAGGGAUCCAUUACUUCCGUCCAGGCCGUCUACGUGCCCGCUGACGAUUUGACGGAUCCUGCCCCUGCCACCACCUUCGCCCAUUUGGACGCCACCACUGUCUUGUCCCGUGGUAUCUCCGAGUUGGGUAUCUAUCCUGCCGUCGAUCCCCUCGAUUCCAAGUCUCGCAUGCUGGAUCCCCGUAUUGUCGGCGAGGACCACUACCAGACCGCCACCCGUGUUCAGCAGAUGCUCCAGGAGUACAAGUCGCUCCAGGAUAUCAUUGCCAUUCUGGGUAUGGACGAACUUUCGGAAGCCGACAAGCUCACUGUCGAGCGUGCCCGCAAGCUCCAGAGGUUCCUGAGCCAGCCUUUCACUGUGGCUCAGGUCUUCACUGGUAUUGAGGGUAAGCUCGUCGACCUCAAGGACACCAUCCGGUCCUUCAAGGCCAUCAUGAACGGCGAGGGUGAUGACCUUCCUGAGGGUGCUUUCUACAUGGUGGGUGACUUUGAGUCGGCGAAGGCAAAGGGUGAGAAGAUUCUGGCGGAACUCGAGAAGGCAUAGAUGUGUGGGUAGAAAGCGGGAAUCAUUCGGCCAUAUGUGCCCAAGACGCUCGUCGGCAAAACUCCCAAACCUGUAUAAAAAGUUCAGUCUACCUAAUACCCCGAGCAUGCGGGGUUUCGAGGGAGGCUUCAUGCUGGCGGGUGAUUGGAGGGACAUGGCUUCUGUGUAAUUCUAUUUCCAGCUCGCAGGCAAAGAUCUCAUUUCCUUGUUCGACGUGUAGUCCUCUUACUCAGAGAGGUGUGUCUGUGUUUAUUUGUCAUGUGCACCAGAUUGUUCGAUGUUUUGCGGACAGUCACGACUCGAAGCUUCAACACUGCCUCUUGACGUAGACAAAGGGAACAACGUCAUGCGAUUCGUCCGUAGUUUGAAGAACCCGUUCAGCGCAAUCCAAUUGACACAACUUCAUAAAGCCCUACGUAGAUUUUUGCAUGAGAG
This is a messenger RNA of Westerdykella ornata, 4178 nucleotides long. Its product is annotated as alpha-glucan branching enzyme. Gene Ontology annotation, molecular function: 1,4-alpha-glucan branching enzyme activity; proton-transporting ATP synthase activity, rotational mechanism; ATP hydrolysis activity. NCBI's taxonomy places the organism in Eukaryota, Fungi, Ascomycota, Dothideomycetes, Pleosporales, Sporormiaceae. Bases 69 to 3743 code for a protein of 1224 amino acids. The record is from RefSeq and is a predicted model, not a curated record. Gene Ontology annotation, cellular component: cytoplasm. Gene Ontology annotation, biological process: proton transmembrane transport; glycogen biosynthetic process; proton motive force-driven ATP synthesis. The transcript is spliced from 14 exons.